This is a messenger RNA of Vicugna pacos (alpaca), 10711 nucleotides long. The record is from RefSeq and is a predicted model, not a curated record. NCBI's taxonomy places the organism in Eukaryota, Metazoa, Chordata, Mammalia, Artiodactyla, Camelidae.
CUCGGAGCGAGGAGGCAGAGGGCCGGAGAAGGCGGAGGACCGGAGCGACGGGCCGCGUUCUGGACCCCGUCGUGUUCGCGUCCUCCUGGCGGAUCCCGCAUAAAUGUUGAAAAUAUUUCCUGUGAAGCAUAAGAACCUGUGAUUGUGGAAGCACCCCCACAAGCACCAUUAACUGUCAAGGGAGGAAAAGUAUGAAAGAGGCAUCCAGUUGAUUCUACAAUUUGAAGACCACCGCAUCCUCCAGAGUAUCCAGGAUGGAUCUGCACCGAAGCACCACCGUCACUUUCCUUGAGAAAUGGUGUUCUGAUAGGUCACCAUCUGGCUGCAGGAGACAUUAUAAUAUCAGGAAAAAACUGAAGUUAAUUCGAAUCUUAGGCCUUUUCAUGGGCCUGGUAGCCAUUAGCACUGUCCCAUUUUCAAUCAGUGCCUUUUCUGAGACAGAGACACAGAGCCCAGGAGAGGCCAGUGGUGCCAGUGGCCCUAGGGUAGCACACAGUUACCAUCAGAGAACUCUCCUAGAUUUAAAUGACAAUAUUCAAGACUACACUCCACAGCCACCUCUUUCUCAGGAAGGCAAAUCUGAGAACAGUACUGCAGAUCAUGCCCAAGGAGACUACCCAAGAGACAUCUUUUCCCUCGAGCAGCGCAGAAAGGGCGCCAUCAUUCUCCAUGUCAUUGGAAUGAUCUAUAUGUUCAUAGCCUUAGCCAUUGUCUGCGAUGAGUUCUUUGUUCCUUCUUUGACUGUCAUCACUGAGAAGCUGGGCAUCUCUGAUGAUGUGGCUGGAGCCACCUUUAUGGCUGCCGGGGGCUCGGCCCCAGAACUUUUCACAUCUCUCAUAGGGGUGUUUAUUGCUCACAGCAAUGUUGGCAUUGGCACAAUUGUGGGCUCAGCGGUGUUCAAUAUCCUCUUUGUCAUUGGCAUGUGUGCUCUGUUUUCUAGAGAAAUCUUAAACCUGACAUGGUGGCCACUCUUUCGGGAUGUGUCCUUUUACAUCAUUGACUUGAUCAUGCUGAUCAUAUUUUUCCUGGAUAAUUUUAUCAUGUGGUGGGAAAGCUUGCUUCUCUUGACAGCUUACUUUGGCUAUGUGGUUUUCAUGAAAUUCAACGUCCAAGUAGAAAGAUGGGUGAAGCAAAUGAUAAAUCGCAACAAGGUCGUCAAGGUGACAGCACCAGAGGCCCAAGCAAAGUCAUCUACAGCCAGGGACAAGGAUGAACAGGCUCUACCGGCUAAGCCGCGUCUCCAGCGAGGUGGCAGCUCUGCCUCCCUCCACAACAGUCUCAUGAGGAAUAGCAUCUUCCAGCUCAUGAUACACACCCUGGACCCACUCGCUGAAGAACUUGGAUCAUAUGGAAAACUAAAAUAUUAUGACACAAUGACUGAAGAAGGGAGGUUCAGAGAAAAGGCUUCAAUUCUCCACAAGAUCGCGAAGAAAAAAUGCCAGGUGGAUGAGAACGAGAGGCAGAAUGGGGCUGCCAAUCACUUGGAAAAAAUCGAGCUCCCAAACAGCACCAGCACAGACGUGGAAAUGACACCAUCCAGCGAUGCUUCGGAACCUGUUCAAAAUGGAAAUCUCUCCCACAGCAUCGAAGCUGCGGAAGCCCAGACCACAGAGACUGGUGAAGAUGAGGAGGACCAGCCUCUCAGCCUGGCCUGGCCUGCGGAUCCCCGCAAACAAGUCACAUUCCUCAUUGUCUUGCCCAUCGUGUUUCCUCUCUGGAUUACCUUACCUGAUGUCCGCAAACCUUCAUCAAGGAAGUUUUUUCCCAUCACGUUCUUUGGCUCCAUCACCUGGAUCGCAGUGUUCUCUUACUUGAUGGUCUGGUGGGCACAUCAGGUUGGAGAGACAAUUGGCAUUAGUGAAGAGAUUAUGGGUCUGACCAUCUUGGCUGCUGGGACAUCCAUCCCUGAUCUUAUCACCAGUGUCAUAGUGGCCCGGAAGGGGCUCGGGGACAUGGCUGUAUCCAGCUCUGUUGGAAGCAACAUUUUUGACAUCACUGUAGGGCUCCCACUGCCCUGGCUCCUGUACACCGUCAUCCACAGAUUCCAGCCCGUGGCCGUCAGCAGCAACGGCCUCUUCUGCGCCAUCGUCCUCCUCUUCAUCAUGCUGCUCUUCGUCAUCCUCUCCAUCGCCCUCUGCAAGUGGCGGAUGAACAAAGUGCUGGGCUUCAUCAUGUUCGGCCUCUACUUCGCGUUCCUCGUGGUCAGCGUCCUCCUCGAAGACAGAAUUCUUGUGUGCCCUGUCUCCAUCUAACAGGAACAGCCGUAUCUUGAGCCAACAGCAUGGAUGGCCCCUCCCGGCUCUGGGUGGUAGGCUCCUUGAUCUCCGGAGAAGAGGCAGCUGGCACACAGCCCUGGGCAUGUCGCGUGUCCCUCCUGGCGGAUUCCGGAGGGGUGGAUUCUCGCUGGGCCCACGCACUUCGCGGGCUGCUCCCGUCUGUGCCUACUGAAACGGCUUCAUGCGAGAGACGGGGAGAACCGACCUCGGGGGGCUUCCGUCCCCGCACCGCUGACAGGUACUCCUUGCUGGUCAGAGGUAACGUUCCUUGUUACAAUGCAAACAAUGACGGAGGCAAUAUAUAUACGUGUAAAAUAUACAUAUUAUAUAUAGAUGCACAUGAACACACCCCUGCCUGUUCCUGUAGUGUACCUCUUCCUGUAAGUACACCUAUAGAGUAGUACAUACCUGUAUACAGACACAAAGAAGGAAAAAUUAUAUAUAUAUAAAAUCGUAUAUAUAUAUAUAUAUAAAUACAACUGCAUCUUUUCAGGGAUAGCGCUAGUAUAUUUAUAGUACCUAUCUGAAGAGGGGCAUCAACCUUCGGUCUGAGCUUUACCUCUUAAGUGCAAGAGGUGAACUAAGAGAAUCAUUGCUGUGACCUUCAGCUGACCUUGGACACCCUGGGAUUCUGCCUGGUAAGGUGAAUAUUUUCAGAAAACAAGUUGCAGGAGGGAGGGUUGGGUGGAGGGGGUCUGUAGGGACCCUGAACAGAGUCCUCCAGGACAUUCCCACAAGCCAAACCGGGAAGACCAUCCGUCUACCCCAGCUGGGGUACACGGAACCCACAGGGUUGUUGGGACAUUCAGAGGUGAAAACCCAGACUGGGUGGAUACUGGUUUGGGGCACAGAGAGGUGACCAGGGUUGGGUUUGGGGCUUUUUUUUUUAAUACUUCCCCAGCAUGCAAGUAGAAAAUGUAAUUGCAAACCAAAUUAGUGCUCUUCCAGGACAGCAAGACUACAUAAACUGAACCUAGAUUGUCCCAACGCAUGUCCUGUUAUCAUCAAAAGAAGGGGGCAAGUUUAGCUGUGACUGUCAUUUAGACAUAUUUUGAUGCUAAGGGCUCAUAUAUAAUCAAAAUAUCUGUCGAGAGAGCCUGAAUAUGCACUGAGAAACACCAUCCAGUAGAGGUGCUCAGUGGAACUUGCCCCCGAGUGGGAACGUGAGGGCAUAGUUUUUUAAAUCAUCUUCCAGUGUGGUCGUAAAGGGCUUCAAUGACUGAAGAAAUCAUUAUUCCUCCAACCAGUAGAAAGAAUUAAAUUGACUCAGAUCAAUACUGCUUGGUUUCAGGCAGCUGCUUGGAAAGUCGUUUGCUCUCUAGGAAGGUUUCUGAGUCCUGUGUCUAGUGGUGCCAGGACCAGGAUUUGGUUAAAGCCCAUGCUAUGCAGGUGUCUCUCCUGCCAUCAGGGCCCCACCUGGGACUCUUUCUAGCUUCCAGAGGAGUCUGCAGACAGCAUUCAACAGCUUCUUUACUCUGGCUUCCAGCCAGUCACUCCAAGGUUUUGAUUUCCAGAGCAUUCAUAGGACAUUUUCAUUUCAUUCAUUCAGUGCCCCCAAGUUCUAUUUGACACCUUGUAUGAUUCCCCAGGUCUGUGUCUAUAGAAAAUAAAACUAGCAGGGAAAAAAAUUAGGCAGACUGAAUUGGUGAAACAUAAGCAGAGUUUUUCAUUUCCCCAAGUCAUUUCCUUAAAGUCAAUUGAAAAAGUGGCGGACGGCCCAUUAUUCUAUAGCCAUCCUGCAUCUAAGUUAGCACAUACUGCGUGUGGGGAACUGCACACCUGUCUUCUUCUCUCCUGUCUGUUGUGUCACUGAUGCUGCUGUGACUUUGUGGUGAGCACAUACCUCCUAACACAGGGAGGCAGGAUGCCGAACUCACAACUAAAUAAAGAGGAAGGGGGACCUAAGAGCCCUGGAGCAAGUUCAGUAUUCCUUCCACAAAACCUCAGCUCACUGCACGGAGCCUGGCAGCAACAGGCAGUGCCCACCGUGGCGCUUCUGAGUGGCCGCCAUCUUGGUUUCAGUCUCUCCAACUUCGCAAAGUCAAGAGUUUGGUUGUCUGAGAGAAACCCAUGUCUCAUUCAUCAAGGGCAGGAUUUUGUGUUGAGGCAAAAAUUUGUGCUGUUUCCUUCAAGUGAAGAAUGAGUAGGUGAACAUUUAGUUAACUCUGGUGGUUUUCCCUGUGCGUUACUUGAAGGGGAGCAGAGUUGUUUAUUGUGUGAAUAUGUAUUAUUGACUGGUUUAUCAAUUUGAAAGGUGGUUUGAACAGGUGACUCUGACUCAACUGCAGAUAGAUUCUGUAAAAGCAGAAAGGAUGCGGGAGGUCCGGUGUAGCUUGUUCCUUUUCCAGCUUCCCCGUGCUCUCCCUGCCCCCUCACUCUUUCCCACUCAUUUCCAGCUCACAGUGGAGACUCAUCUGAGCAGCCAUGGAGCAUUUUACUUGCCUGGGAGCUUCCCUUCCGAGGGAGGGUUGUGGUCAUUUGUGACAAGUUGCGUUUGAGAAGACACUGUUUCCCAGCCCAGUUCCCACCUCAGUGGUGUGCAGUGUUCCCUCACUGGCUGGUCUGCAGGCACCCUCUCCUCGCCACUGCUUGCCCUUGCUUUUCCUCUGUAAAGUGUCUGUGAGGUUAUGUGUUUGCCUGCCUUGGGUAAAUCCAGAGAGACGUGUACGUAUAGAAUGCAACCAUGGAUUUUUAGGGAGGGAAAUAGAUCAGUGGUAGAGUGCAUGCUUAGCAUGCAUGAGGUACUGGGUUCAAUCCCCAGUACCUCCAUUAAAAAAAAGAAUUAAAACAGUGGAUCUUAAAAAGCAUUUGAAUCUUUAACAUAAUUAUAAGAAUCUUCCACAAUGUGGUUUCCUGAGUAGAUCAUCUCUAAUGCCUUUCCUGCAUGCCUGUGUAGAUACAUAUAUAAACAAAUGUCUUCAUACCUGAUCUAUAUAUACACACACAAUACCACUCACAUCAUCGCCCUCUGAUCCAGUCACACUCAGGAUUCAAAAGCAGGAGCACUGAAGUGUGCCUUAGUGAAGGGAAAGGAAAACUGUGUGCACCAGCGACCCAAGGGAACAUUUCUUCCUGAUCCCAUGAGGUUUGGUCUUUGCCCAGGUACAGGCCAACAGACACAUAUGCACCCGCCCCAUGUAUUUUCCUGCCCCAGGAACAGAUUUGCAGCCUUAUGGAAAUGGCCAGCCAGUUCCCUAACGCUGAUACAGAGGCAAAGAAUGCACAACAGCAAAGCACAGGGGGAGAAGAUUCAGACUACAGAUACCCUCUUCGCUUUUCUGGAGCAGAGUAUAAAAUAAUAACAAAAAUUCAAAAGCCAGCCUCCUACUGUCCAAUCUAAAAUAAACGAGCUGUGCCCAAAUGGUUCCAUUUACCUGCAGCGAGCCCGGUAGGUCUUGCUUGUUGUCACCUCUCCUGUCAACCUGGGCCGUCUCAGGACAGGAGAGCAACUUGGCUCACGCUGAGAAUACCCAGACAGAACCUUCUAAAUCGCAUCCGGGAGUGCGCACGCUGAGUCCAGCUGCGCUCUGAACCGGACUAGUUCCUGAAGAACAGAAGCUGGAGAUUAGAUGGUGUUUAUGCAGCUUCCCGGACCUAAGCUGAGCCAGGCUGUGACAGAUCAGGAAAACACAGUAACUUACAGAGACGAAGGACGAGGGUUGUUUUAUCAAACUGGUCGAUGCAGCAGAAUUUCCUAGCGCCUUGCCCAGGAGAUUAUAAAAAGACACAGGGACUGUUUCAUAUUUGGGGAAAAUGCUUUGUAAGGCUUCUAACAGGUGUCAGCUGACAGGGGCCAUUAUAAUUUAUUUUCUCGGGAAGACGUGAAUCAGGUGUUUGGAGCCCUUUCAGCAAAACACAGCUGCCUCGCUGAUGAGACAUUCGAUAAUAUUAAUGCACAUCAUUGCUGGGCAGGGAGGAAGUUGGCAGACUCCCCACCGUUGCUCACAGCUCUUCAGCUCCUCAGUACCAUGGAGAAAGGAGACGAGCUAUCAAGGGAAGCCCCCCUCCCAGACGGCCUUAACAGAAAGCUGAGCAGGGAAGUGACAACAGAAAGAGCUGCUGGCCAGAUGGGCAGCUGGAGAAGGGGGACUCAUGUUAAACGCUCUGCUGAAACUGCUGGAUUGGGAUGUCUGAUACGGGUCUGACGACCCAUCUGAAUGCAGGCAUCUCAGCCAACGUCAGUGUGCUUUCUUUCUUUCCUACAUCUGCCAACACACACUCGUGCACACACGCACACACACGAUUGUGAGGGUGCCAUGCUUCCUUACACCUGGACAGAUUAUUACUCCAGUAAUUAAGUGUCUAUACUGGAAGUGGCAACUCUGUUCUAGAAAAAAUAAAGGGAAGCUGUUCUCAAGGUGAUUUCUGGAGAAAUCAGCUGUCUCCUGAAAGCUUGUUACAGAGGCUAACGCUCAUUCUUGCUAAGCCAGUAUCUUACAUAACCACCUGGCUUAAUAUUUUUAAAAGCCACAUCCUCAACUCCUAUACAUCCCUUCUCAAGACUGUCUUCAAUUAGUAGGUACGGGCUUGUCGUGAAGAGAAAGUGAAAAAGCAAAGAAUGAGGAGAGAUAAGAAAGGAGAAAUUCAUUUACUUUUACUAAGAUUCCCAAAAAAGCAAGUGUCGCAUUGAUAUAUAUCCCUGUGUAGUUUAAAAUAAUUACAAGUGUCGGGCUUUUUUUUUUUUACCCAAUUUACAUAAGCCUAUAUAGAUUCCCAGAUAAAAAUAUAUUCCCUUCUCAAGAAGGCCUUGGGAAGAAAGGUAAGGGGCCUCCACUGCCUAUUUAAGUUCUCUCCUUGCCUCUGUAGCUUUUAUGUUUCACUUUUAAUCUCAGCGUCCCAUUCUUGGAGAUACCUUGCAAAUGAGAAAAGCCAGGAAGGGCACACUCACAGCCAGCUCAACGCCAUUACUUGUCCAUAGCGCAUCACAGUCUUUUUUUUUUCCACUUCACUGGGAGCUUUGAAACGCACGGGCUGGGAGAGUCCUUCUGUAGGAGGGGGGUCCGAGCAUAGAUGUUCCUGGUAUAACCCAGCUCCACCACCUCUUCACAUUAACAACCAUCAGUGUCAGGGAAAUCUUCCUUCAGGUUAACCCCAGCCCUUCAAGGUGAUGAGUUCACCUAUUUUCUUCUUACUGGCAGAGAAGAGCUGCACUGGGGCCCUCCUCACUAUUUACCCCCGGCAGAGCUGGGAGUCUCUACUAGGUGACCCUUUAUCUAUUUUCAUCAAAGGUAUCUUUAGAUUUUUAUUUCUGAGUCUUUUUCUUCAAUCUGCCUAAUAAUUUUUAAAUUCUUCUCUACUAAGUCUUUUAGAAUGCCAUAUGUUGCUCUGAAAUCUUGGAACCUUUUGACUAAUCAGAACACAAGGAUAAAGUCUGAACAGGGCUGAAUGACAGCCUCAAACCCAAUGCUUUGCUGUCUUUUUAUGCAGCCCUCUGUGGUCCUUACCUUUAGAAAGUCACACUUCAUUGCUACUUCACAUUAACCUUGUGUUCCCUGUGACUCCUGUACAUUUCUCCAAGACGUUCGGAUGAAGGCAGUGUGUAUCUCAGCUUGGCCCCGUGCACUUGGAUGGGUGUGUCCUGCCUACCAUGAGCCCCUCUCCAUUGGGCCUUAUUGAGUCUCAGCCUGUUUCUUUCCAACCCCAACUUCCAGCUUUCCAGUCCAGGUUGGGCCUGGUGCUUACUCGCCUUCCAGGUUCUCACCACCAACCUCCCCACUUUACUUGGGCUUGGCAAGUCUAAUGAGCAUUUUCUCACAUCUCACAUCUCGCAUCUUCACAUUAAGGUGAAGAUUCAAAAAUGCUAGACCCCUGCCCCCAACAACUUAUGUCUUGUGUAAUUGACUACUAGUGGUAGGGGAAAUCCCUCCGAACUGAUACCAAGAUGUGUACAGAAUUCACAACCACAAGAGAGUGAGUCACGGAAGUACCUUAAGAGCAUCAGUAGGCUUCGACUCAGCAGGUACUACCAGGCACCUGUCCUCUGGUGAAGAGUGUGAACACUGGGUGAGGCAUCGUCUGGAGGCCUUGGUGAGGUCAAGCUCAGCUGCUUCAUUUUUAAGGUCCUAAUCCCAUACUCACAAAGGCCCCAGAAUGGGGGAGACACCACUGGAGAUCAUUCAGGAACUCUGGACUGCACUUACCUGCACUGACUUACCAAAAGGAAUUUGUAUUUUUGCUCUCAGUGGGAAAUGGGAGAAAUGGUUGGACCACCUCUCAUCACCCAGCAUUGCAGCGCACUUAACUUCCUCGUGCGGUGGGUUGGGUGGGAAUUGUAAGAUUGCUAAUUGAGGUCCUGGCCUGGGACAAUGGGCUACAGUUCUCCGGGACAAUGGGCUACAGUUCUCUGGGACAAUGGGCUACAAUUUGCUCCUGGAUCUAGAAGUAACUAAGGCCUUGGGACUGACAGAAAGCACUCAGCUAACUGAAAGAGUACACUAAUUUUUUUAAAUCGUGUCAAAAAGAAUAAUGAAUGAAGUCUGAAUCCCUGAAUAAAAUAAUUUUAAGGCUGAAAUUACAUGCAUGAAUUAAGGAUAGAUAAUUCCUUGCCAUUUAAUUAACCAAAUCUCCAAUUCGCAUCAGGAUAAAACUGAAGGACAAUGGAUGCCUUUUGGGUUUUUUAAUUUUUUAAUAUUGCACUUUAUAGUACUUCAUAAGAGACGAUUGUCUUAAUUAAAGCCAUAAAAUACCAGUAAUACAUAUAUUCAGGGCUUCUGAAUACAGUCAGUCAGUAAGCAGUCCAUGAGUCAUUCCUCUUUUGUAUUGUUUGUUGUAAAUUGGAGUUUAUCUGUUCUAUUUUUCAAGGCGUACAAUUACUGUUCUAGACAAUCCUAAUCUCCAGAUAAAAUUUAGGUGUGUACUUUAAUAAGACUAAAAAUCAGAGAAAUGGUUCAUUUCACAAAAGCACUCUUCACUCUCAAAAUAGCUUGUUACACAUUUCCUUUAAAUAGCAAGUUCUGAUGCUACAUUGAAAGUAUUUCCUUUUUUAAGUUACAGAUUUACUGUUUUCAGGAGUCCAUUUGUUAUAUAAAGCAAGGUUCACCCAUAUGGAGAGUGAAAUGGAUAAUUAGCAAAUAUUUACUUGGAAAAUUUAAGGUUUAUUUGAGUUUAUAUAAAUACAAGACGGAUCUAAGAAGUUCCCUUAUAAAAAUGGCAAGUAGAGAUACACAGUUUAUCAACUUCUUAUGCCUAAAUUACAAACCUUCCUCGGGAGGACUUGUAAAACAGAAGACUUCAUAAUGUGUUGGGGUUUUUUUUUCCCUUUUCUGCUAAAAUACUCAAUUUCUGGCCUCCUAUGGUAGAAUACUUACACACAUAUACACAUAGAUGUUCCCACAACUCAAAACUUCUAAUGUUUCACUCCAUCACAACUGUUUAUAUGAUUUGAGUGAAAGCUGAAAGAAUGACUAAAAGGCACUAAGCCUAGAAAUCGCCACCUCCGAGGUACCUAAGUUGUCAAUGUAGAGUAAAUACAUGUGUUAAAUUGAACGACCCCAUCAACUUUAUGUUUAAAUGGCCAUUUGCCCUAAAGAAUGAUUGUCUGGAGCCAGAGCCAAUGACGUUUUGAUGUUUCUGUUUGGGGCUGUUUUGUGGUCUGAAGCAUUUCUCCAAAGGGCAGAAACUCCACCUGGAAGAGGGAGCCUCACUGGCAGAUAGUCCUGUUGAACCCUGCACACAAAGUUUAUAUUUGUGUCCUGCAUCUAGCCUGGAUGCUUUUCUUCUGCUCCAGUUUUCAAAAACUCCAGAAGCAACAGCUUCCAUCAACAAGAAAUCCACAGUCUCAAAAGAGCCAUAAGAGGAGUGAAAAGUAGCUUCCUGGUUUAAUGAAGUGGCUGCUAGAAGUAAAGGAAAGGUUAAUUAUACUACUUUUGUUCUUCGCAUAUUGUUAAAACAGAGACAAUGUUGUCAGCAUUGACCCCAGCGUAGGCAUUUGCCCUUAACUUGUAAACUGUUUUUUGGGCACGUUAAUUACAAACAUCAGAACGCCAUUUUUGUAAAGGAUCUUUUUAGGGAUAGAUGUCAUCUCAUGCUUCCUGUCUGCCUCCGUUUUAAAGAAGUGUUUUAACCUCUAUCUUGACCCCUCCAAGAAUCCAGCUGAUGCACUUCCAAGUUACUUUUGUCAUUUUGUGUGUGUUUUGUUUGUAUGAGCAAUUUUCACUGGAUGAUGAGAUGUAUGGAGAUUUUGCGUCGGUUUAUUCUCUGUGAAUAUGUCUGUACAUAGACCGAAAGCUAUAUUUAUUUGUACAUAGGCUGUUUGGAUUAAUGUGUUUCUGUCACAUGGACUUACCCUGAUAAAGGGUACUUCUUCACUGUGUUCAUGUUACACUUUCCACACCUUUGUGCUUCUACUACUGAUAAUCAACUCAUAGAAUAUCUCACUUUCUGUAACUAAGUCUCCUCGGUGUGAAAAGUAAUAGUAAUAAAAUUAUUGACUCGAA